AUGGCAGAUGAUAUCCUGCUCAGCAAGGUCCAUGGCCUCAGCGACCUCGAACUCGCCGGGCUCCUGUGCCUCGUGAGCAGGGAGCAUUGUCUCAUCAGUACUCCUCCAGAAGCACUCGAUGAGUUGACAGAAGAGCUUCAACUUAUAUUCACCAAGACCUUUGGCCUCAAAUGCGUCGUUGUCGACUGCCACGCCCACACCACCCUCGAUGACUUCGCCGCCGCCAUUCUCACCUCGAAACCCCAGUCACGCACCCCCUCGCCCUUUCAAACCCGCAACUCGGCGGAGCCCUCGUACUUUGGCGCCCGCCCCGGCGCCCUCACCCCUCUGACCUCUCUCUCGGCGACGAGCCCCGGCCACCCUCCCCCGGCCAUGGCCAACGUCAUCCUCGCCCGCAACCUCGACCAAGCGCCCAAGGCCGUCCAGAUCCAGGCCCUCGAGCUCCUGCGGACCCGCCGCAUCUUCACCCGCACCGCCGUCCAGGCGGCGCCCAAGCAGUUCCUCUUCGUCGCGGCGCUCGGCGCGCAGAGCGGCGGGCGCGCGCACGUCACGCCGCACCUCAACGACUUUCUGUACCUCGCGCACUGGCACGACCCGGACCUCGGUUUCGCCAACCUCGACGAAGGAUUCGAGGCCACCGUGGGGGACGGCGGCUCGGAGACGGGCAGCAUGGAGAGCGUCGUGAAGAAGAGCGUCAACGGGGACCUCCGUGUCGAGGACGACCCGUUGCUGAGCGAUGUGGAUAUCGCUGCCCUGGCAAGGCUCAGUCAAGGUGUGCAGAUUGACGUGGAUGUCCUCCGCUACCAGAUGAAUCUGAUAUCCUUCUUGCGAAUGCACCGAGCCGUCGGGGGUGGUGUCAGUCCAACGGCGACGAAGCACUUUGAGCAGCUGAUCAAGGCGCUGGCGCCGCUACACCAGCUGGAUUACGCGACGCCAGGCCUCGUCGCACUGGCGUUGCGGAAGGUCUAUCUGCACAGGAUCCAGAUCGUGGAGCCGGGACAGGAGAGGAGCAUGCAGUGGGGUAGCGAGCUCGAGGCCGUAGAGGCCUUGCUCGAGGACAUCGGGCCGGAAGAGGUCAUGGAAGAGGUUCUGGACAUGGUUGCGACGCCACUUUGA
Molecule: messenger RNA, 1116 nt
Organism: Verticillium nonalfalfae
Lineage: Eukaryota; Fungi; Ascomycota; Sordariomycetes; Glomerellales; Plectosphaerellaceae
Exons: 3
Coding region: 1-1116 (371 amino acids)
Source: RefSeq, a predicted model, not a curated record